GUGGAAUUCUCCUUGGUACUGUUGCUGCAGCUGGAAUGCUUGCAGGUUUUAUUACAACGUUAUCAUUGACGAAAAAGAAAAGCCCUGAAUGGUUCAAUAAGGGAAGUAUGGCCACGGCUGCUUUACCGGAGAGCGGGUCUUCCCUUGCCUUACGAGCUCUGGGCUGGGGCUCACUGUAUCCUUGGUGUGGGGUUGGUGUAAUUAGCUUCGCAGUCUGGAAAGCUUUAGGAGUUCACAGUAUGAAAGAAUUUCGAAGUAAAAUGCAAUCAAUAUUUCCAGCAAUUCCUAAGAACUCCGAAUCGGCUGUUGAGUGGGAAGAAACAUUGAAAUCCAAAUGA
Sapajus apella (tufted capuchin) is the source of this 338-nucleotide messenger RNA. Its product is annotated as transmembrane protein 242. The transcript has a single exon. NCBI's taxonomy places the organism in Eukaryota, Metazoa, Chordata, Mammalia, Primates, Cebidae. The annotation marks the transcript as partial. The record is from RefSeq and is a predicted model, not a curated record.